GUAGUUUUUCUUUCGAGUUUGAUCGUUGUAGAUCAUUGGGUGCCGUACGGAAGUGGCAUAGCUAUACCGCAGCAAUCCUUGCUCCUUAAUCCUAGGCUUUGUCGUGUGAUAGUGUUUCACUUAUGACAUGGGUGAAUCUAGAGCUAAUCAUGUGUAACAAAUUAGUCUAAACCUCGCUUUGAUCCAAUGAGACACACUUUUUUCUCCUGCCUACACGAGAGAAAAAAACGGCUUCAUGAGAAAUCUGAAGCAAACACGGAUACACAAAUAUAUUGAUACACUUAGCUGUUUAUUUGUUCCUGGCCAGUAGUAGAUCUAGACUUUAAAAAUUAGGUGUGCAUGAUCUUUAAAAGUAUUUUUCUAUAUUUAACCAAAUUCUAAAUAAAAGACAUUAUAACUAGUUUGAAAUAUAUGUUAUUUUACAAUCUAAAAUCAUUAUUUAUACAUACAUUUCAUUCUUCUUUGGGCAAUAUUUUUUGAAAAGAAAAUAAUAAAUAUUUCGCCUAUGAUGUAUAUGGUAGUCUAGUAUUUUAUUUAUAGAUUAUGUUAGUUGUUACAUAGCUAGGAUAUAGAAUAUCCUAUUAGGGGUAAAAACCCUAUUAGGAUGCGGGUAUGACCAUUUUUUAUCGCUACGGAUCUCUUAAUGGGUAUUUUCCUCACCUUUGGGUUUCUCACCCGGCCAUCCCUACUAAUGACCUGCUGAUUUAUACCUACUGAUCUGCUGAGCAUUCACGAUACACCCUUAUCCCUAUGUAGGCUAGUAGAAAAGCUUAAGGUUCACGAGCUAUUUAUAUUUAACUUGCUAAAAAGUCAAUUCAAGCUAAAUGCUACACAAGGAACCGAUUCGAUCGAUUUUGCCGAACCGAGCCAUCCCGCAUCUGGAGCAAAUAUUCGCUCCUGGGAGUGGCUCCAUCCCCAAACUUGCGAACCAAACAUAUAAUGGAGCGGCUCCGUCCGGUUCUGACGCAUCCUAACAUGCUUAGAUCAAGCUCGGCUCGGGAUCCUCCAGCUCUAGGUGGCAGGCUCGAGCUCGGCUUAUUGACAGCCAUCCCGGCUCCCGCUCAGGGCUCCGCCGCUCAGGGCCGUUCCACGAUUCCAUCUCCCUCUGUUUCUUAAAGCUCUCUCGGACUCUCCUCCCUGAGAUGACUCCUCUUCCUUCCCCGGCGGUGACGACUGGGCGAGCGGCGGCGCGAUUUGUCCUGUCUUCGCCCAGCCCUUUGCCGGCGAUGAACGCAUCCUCCAGGCCUGUCUUGAACAACAAGUGUGAAAAGAAGGCUCCAAAGAAGGUGCAUAAAUCUGAGAGGGAGAAACGAAAGCGAGAUAAACAGAACGAUCUGUUUGGUGAGCUUGGAAACAUGCUAGAACCUGAUAGGCAGAACAACGGGAAGGCAUGCAUAUUGAGUGACACUACACGUAUGCUUAAAGAUCUACUUUCACAAGUAGAAUCUCUUCGACAGGAGAAUGGCUCACUGAAGAAUGAAUCUCGUUAUGUUGCAUUGGAGAGAAAUGAACUACUGGAUGAAAACAACAUGAUCCGCAAUGAAAUCUCAGAACUGCAAAAUGAGCUGAGGAUGCGGAUGGAAGGCAACCCUAUCUGGAGUCAUGAUGCGACUAGAUCAAAUCUUACAGCGGCUCAUCCCCACACCACAGUAUUUGUACUGCAGCAUUCACCACAUCCACCAGUCAUUGCAACGAUGGCACCCCCUCUGCAACAGCUAGAAGUCCUUGAGCAAUCUUAUACUACCUCACGGCGCGAACUACAGCUCUUCCCUGAAGCUGCAUCCACUGAAGAUACCGAACCACAACAAGACCAGGGGAUCUCCAAUCAUGUGACGCGGCCGCAGGCAAGGUACGCAACAAGAAUGACCACUUUGCCUGCACAUGUAUAUCCAGUCCUUCAAAGAAUGGAAGAUGAGCAAUGUAGCAGUGGCACUACUGGUAGUGGAGAUGAAGGUGCCAUAUGCAACCAUUAACAGCUCGAAUACAGAAUGAAACAUGUGGUUACAACCUGAAAACUUUCUUAGUUGUAUCCUGCUAGUGUAGGUAGUGUGCUAAAGAAACCUGUGCGUCUGUGUGCCUGCGCGUGUAAGUAUCAUUCCACUCUGUCAGCUGAACUUAAUCUUCAGCUAGUUACUUUGAAGGGAGAGCAACAGCAACUAAUCUUUUUUAGUUUGUUGUGUCUUACCUAACAGGCAGAAGUCCAAAGAGUUAACUGCUCGAUAAUAGAAAAUAUGUUAAUUACUUCUAUGUGUAUCUGUAAUACUGUACAAGUAUGGAUAAGCUCUGAUCAUAACUAGCAUGCCCGAUGUAA
Molecule: messenger RNA, 2311 nt
Organism: Panicum virgatum (switchgrass)
Lineage: Eukaryota; Viridiplantae; Streptophyta; Magnoliopsida; Poales; Poaceae
Product: transcription factor BHLH062-like
Exons: 5
Coding region: 1143-1973 (276 amino acids)
Molecular function (GO): protein dimerization activity
Source: RefSeq, a predicted model, not a curated record